CAAUGGUCAGGAUUUUAAACAAGUAAUCUCUUAGCACCAAAGUUGAUGGAGCAUGACUUCUUAAGUUUUAUAUCUUGGGACUGAUGACCACACCUUUGUAGUGAGGCCUGAAGCCUGUCAGAAGGAUGGACAGUAGCUUUCCUAAGUGCAGAUUCUCCUAUUUAUAGAAAUAUAUGGGUAUUCUCCAGGAGGAUAAAGCAGUCUUCCCAUUCUGCCUGUCUUCACAAAAGUUAUGGUACCUAAGCUUUUUUAAAGGUGUCUGCUCCUUUGUCCCAUGUGGCUGGAAUGGGCCAACACUUCAUCAAGUUAUAGGGUGAUUCCAUUGGCCUCAUUUCCAUAGAAAGCUAGAUGGGAGCAGGUAGCCAGGGGUAAGCUUCCAAAACUCUAUUUCAAGGUGAACCAGAAGCAAAGAAAAAGACACAGUCUUUUCAUUGCAACACUUAACCUUCCUGGUACCUGCCUCCUGAGUGGGGUCCCAAACCCUUUAAUGGCUCCAGUUUGAGGGAGGAGAUGGGCAUUGCAAAACUGGAUUGGAAUUCUGCACAGGAGCAGAUAGGGAACAGUGUCCUGGGAAGCACUUAGGGAGUAUAGACCUCAGUUGAACACAGGGUUUUUGAGAUCUCAGCCAUGUGCUUUGUCACUUGGGUUAUUUCAUGGAUGUUCCAAACUAAUAGGUGAACUUUAUAGUCAGGAUCCCAGUCUGCAGUUUAUAUACCUGCCUAAGGAAUUCAAAAAUUUAACUGGGACAUGGGAAACUGAUUUGAUUUGGGAGAAAAUAUUUACUAAUCAAGGUUUGCAAUUGUCAGUUUUCUGCUGGGUUUUAAUUUGCAAAGCCAGAUGUCUCAGGUCACUUUAAUCUUCUUGCAGAUAUGUUUCCAGCAUUGUGUUUUGAAGAUAAAAGAUUUUUUUGUGUUUGAAAUGAGAUGUUUUAAAAAUGAGAUGUAUUUGAAAAGAAAUGUGUUUCUUGCAGGUAGCUUAAAAAUGGAUGCUCACAAAGGAGUUCAGACAUCAGGAGAGCUCAAAUGUGAGCUGUGUGAUUUACCAGCACCGUACACAUACUGUGGGUGGAUGCCACUAAACUCACAGUCGAUUGUGCUUUUGUGAGAGGCCUAUGUCAUGAAGGAUCCUCUCACCCCUGACAAGGAACUCCUCAUUGUUGGGUCUCAUUUCAGUUUGUGUAGCAGAGCAGUGUGUGUUGGUACAGACUGUAGUCUGUUCUCCUCCAAAAGUUUCUGCCUCCCUUGCGUGAAGGAAAACCUAAAGCCCUUUCCUUUGGAAAUACAAGACAUGGAUAAAAGGAAGCCCCAGCAGAAAUCCUGCAAAAAAAACGGAUACAAAGCAUAAAUCUUGAAGGACCAAGAGAGACAUUUCUUUGGCUGGGGUUUCCCCUCUCUCUGCCUGGAGACUAUCAGGUUGCUCCUUUUAAAGAAGUGACCUUCAUCAGCUCACUACUACAGAGAGCAGCACAUUUCCUUGCCCUUGGCUUGGGUUCAGAUAUCCCCGUGCAGCGCCAGCCACACCAGGGAGCAGCUCUGAGGUGCUGAGGAGCCAGAAAGGAAGGCAGAUGACCCUUCUGUCACCAUGUGAAAUGCUUUCAGUAAGAAACCAGACUGCACAGAGCACAGGAACCAUGUCCAGAUUUUCACAUUUGCUAUUUUUGUGCUUUGUGUUGUUCUUGACACUCCUACAGUGUUAUGAAAUUCUGAAACAGAUUGAUCUAUCUUAAUUCAGUAUAUACCCAAAAAGUCAGUGUACACCAAUUGUUAAUCUGGCAGUGCUGUCCUGGUAAGAUUACAUUAGCCAGGGAAUUUAAGGCUUUUUUUUUUAAGUCUAAAAUAAAAGUGCUGUGAGAAAAUGUCAUAAAUAUAAUACCUAAAUUUUUCAAUAAUUUUAAUGCUAUCACAGCAUUGAGACUUGAGACUCUGAACGUUGGUGCUUCUUUAAUCAAUAAAAGUAUUUACAAGUCCCUUUCACUUGCAGUCACUUUUCACUUAACCUUCCAGUCCAUGUCAGCACAGCAACUGUACAGGACUCCAAAUACAUUUGGCUCAUAAAUGUAAAUAAAGAUGACUUCCUUUGCACUUUCAAAGCAGUUAAUGUGGAAAUAGAAGAGUUCCAUUAAUACACUCAAUUUUUUCCUGAAUCAGACAAAUAAACUGUAGCUGUAAAAGGGAUGUCAGAAACACAGUUUCAGGAAAAAAGGCUAAACAUCCUUAUGAAAACAGCAGUUUGUAUAGCUCAAAAAUCAGUUAUCUGAUGAAGUUACUUCUUCAGUUAUCUGUUUUGACUGUCUUAAGAUUUAGGUGGCUUUUAUGUAAAACCAGAAUCACAUGCCUUAAGGAUACAUCUAGAACACUCCCUAACCACAAAAUCAUCUUUUUUUACUCAAAUUAUUGUUAGUCAUUGCUUCAGAACCUUCAGUGCCUUGGUUAACAUCUCCUUUUUCCAACUCUGCCAUCCAUAUAAUUUGUAAUAGGACAACAUCAAAAAUUGAUCAUUUCAGUAGAAUGAACAUGUGUCCCUUAAAAGAAAUCAACAUGAUUUCAAAGAGAUGUUUAGGACAUUUAAGUAUGCUAAAAUCUUUCUUUUUUCUGAACUUAGCAUACUGGUGCCCUCUGUUCAGGACUGAAAUUUCUUGCAGUGACUGGAGGAGCAAAAAUGGACCUGUUAGUAACGUUUUCAAGUCUUAAAUGCUUUAAUAAAUAAAAUGUUUGUGUGUUUCUAAUUGUGGAAGAAAAGAUCCCUGUUAGGAGGCAACAUUUCAGAUUCUUUUUUUUUGCAGUUACAAAAGACUACAUUUUCAGGGAAAGCGAUACUAAACUUAUAUAAGAUGGAUGGUAUUAUAUUUCAGUUACAUGUUAAGAACACUGUUUAAAAGCUGUGGUGUGUCUGUUCUGUAUAAACACCAGAGGCAUGUCCUGUGCUACACCAACAACUGAAGAGAGCACUUUCCCACCUUGGAAAUACAGUCUUAAAAUCAAGCUGCCAAAGCAACAUGGUUAUGUAAGAUCACAGGAUACGUUUAUACCAGCAAACAUACCUUGAAAUAUUUUAUUUCUUGGAUUUUCCAUUGCUCCUGACAGAUUGUACUCUUAAAAGCAGGUUUUAAUAGCCUGCCUAGUGCAGUUCCCGUGUGAGAAUGGAAUCUCGUCUCUCUGACGUUUUCCCUCUGUUCAGCUUCCUCUGUGCCCUUUUAAGACAAAUGCAGUUAUCUCAUUUAUUCAUAACCAUUAUCUUUGCCUUUACAAUGUGACUGAAGAGUCAUUUAAAGCCCUCAGAAAUUGCCUUGCCUUUAAGUACUUGUUAUGUUGAACUGGAGGGAGAAAAAACUCAGUAUUAAAAGGGACCAGAACCUCAGAACAGAACUACAGAAUAUUUAAUGGCUCAGUACAGCUCAGUUAUUUAUUGUAGAGCAGGAAGAACCAAGUCAGGGAUGCCUCUGCUUCAGAGUUACCUGGUUGUGAAGACCUGGUAGGUGCAGUAAAGUCAGCAGGUACCACAGAGAGACAGCAGAUGUGUUCUGGCAUCUCUGGUCUAUGCUUUAGGGAAAGGAGAUGGCCCUACAUGCCACUUGGUACUUCCUGGAAUGACAAUGGAUUAUUAUCUGUGCCCAGCUGUUAGAACUCAUAUAUUCCACAUUCUUGUAUUUCCACUGAACAUGAGCAUUAUGGUCUCAGUAUCAUCAUAUUUUAGUAUGUAUGUGAUUUGACAGCCUGAAUGAUACCAUGCCCAACCUUUCCUGCUCUUCAUGGAGGCACAGCCUUUACAGGUUGUUUUCAUUGGGGUCUCUAAGGACUUUCAACAUCAGGUCUUCCAUGCUCCUGAGCACAGCUGAUGAAGAAACCUGAGUCUUCUCUGUAGUUUUCACUUCAGCACUCUCUUACCAGCUUAAAAUAUCCCCAGAUUCUGGAAAGGAAAACAGCUACCUGUGACGUAUUUCCCUGACUGGUUUAAUUGAAGAUAUCUUCAUUCAAUUAGUCAGUGCUGCACUUUACACAGAAGUUCACUUUUUACUUGUUGAAUUCCAUGGAUGUUUCAAACCAGCCAUACAACCCAUGAGAAUUUGAAAGAUCACAGCUGGAUGGUGGGUCAGCACCAAACUUAGGUUAUAUAUAUAUAUAGAUAAAUCCGUAUUAAAUGUUUCUGAGUAUGUUACACACCCACUCCUGCUUCAAAAGGUGUCUAACAAUACUCAGGGAAGCAUCAGUACUUUAAGGUGCUUCAGUGCUUUAAGGUGCUUAAGUGCUUUAAGGUGCUGCCUUUUGAAUGUCACAUUGCAGUGAGUUCCUUUCCUGGAGAUAAAAGAUCAGCACAAAUCAUUAAAUUCACUUUUAAAAAUACUUUAUUUUUUUAAAACCAUUAAGGCAAAACUGUUUCAAAUUAAGUUGGUUUACAUUCAGUCUGAAAGGAUUAAAGCACAUAGCUUCCUACCAGUCUUUAUACAAACACUGUGAAUUCAACCUUUUAUUUUUAAAGAAGGCAGAAGAAAAUCAGAAUGUAAAAAAGAAAAAAAAAAUAUUUAGUUCAAGUUUUUUCAUCCUAGAUCAGUAGGCUGGUAACGCUUGAGAAUGCAUCGUUGUAUGUAGCUAUGUGCGACUUAAAACAUUCACAAGUGCAAGAUAUGUUGUCUUUCCUAAAAAUCCCUGCAAGACCAGGGCAUCCAUUUGUCCUUGAAAGUGUCAUUUGCAUUGUUCUAACAGAAAAACACUUGGGAACUUGGCUUGAAUUAGU
Molecule: messenger RNA, 4731 nt
Organism: Parus major (Great Tit)
Lineage: Eukaryota; Metazoa; Chordata; Aves; Passeriformes; Paridae
Gene: CDPF1
Product: cysteine rich DPF motif domain containing 1
Source: RefSeq, a predicted model, not a curated record